Molecule: messenger RNA, 3139 nt
Organism: Drosophila persimilis
Lineage: Eukaryota; Metazoa; Arthropoda; Insecta; Diptera; Drosophilidae
Gene: Dop1R2
Product: dopamine receptor 2
Exons: 5
Biological process (GO): adenylate cyclase-activating adrenergic receptor signaling pathway
Cellular component (GO): membrane
Molecular function (GO): G protein-coupled receptor activity
Source: RefSeq, a predicted model, not a curated record
UCGCGUUGGUCUUUGUGAAAUUCAAUUUGGACCACAUCGUCAGUGCAAGAGCCACAACAGCAGCCCAGACGACAGCAAUAAAUAAGAAGGAGAAAAUAGCAAAAAUAAAACCUAAAAGUCCCAACAGCAGCAGGAUCAACCACAGGAACAGGAGUCUCAGGCAACGGUCCGAGAAAUUGCCAUCGAUAGAGGACGGAAGUAGAGCCGGAGCCUGAGCCGUAGCCGAAGCGGAACAACUGGAGCCUGUCUAGUGACAACCCCCCGGACUAAGGACUUGACAAUGCGCUUCAUUAAUUUGGCUGGCAGCCGCAGAGCAGCAGACCCGCUGUCUAAGGACCAGGCACACGAACAGGAACCGGAACAGGGAUUCGCGUCAGCUGCAGCAACAUUGCAUUGAGUGGGGGACACAGACGUAGCCGUAGCCGUAGCCGUAGCCAUGGUGGAGGAUAACGAGGAUGGGCUGUCGCAGCUGCCGCUGCCGGAAGCGGAAGCUGAAGCCGAAGGAGCCGCCGCCUCGGCCCUCGUCGAGCCCCUGCUGGCCCUGCUACGCGGCGACUUUCUCAAUAAGACGCAGACACAGACACAGACCCGAGCCCCAGCCAGCUUCUACAGCAGCUACAACAUAUCGGAGGACGUCUACUUCUACUUCAACGGUCUGAGUGCGAUGCCCACGAGCACGGAGCUGGCCCUCAACGGCAGUGGGGCCACCACAACUAUGGGGCCGCUCAGCAGCACCAUCAGCAGCAGCAGCACCACCCCCGAGCCGGAUCUCUCCGAGUUCCUGGAGGCGUUGCCCAACGAUCGCGUGGGCCUGCUGGCCUUCCUCUUUCUGUUCUCGUUCGCCACCGUUUUUGGCAAUUCCCUGGUCAUUCUGGCCGUCAUCCGAGAGCGGUAUCUGCACACGGCCACCAACUACUUCAUCACCAGCCUGGCCGUCGCCGAUUGCCUGGUGGGCCUGGUGGUCAUGCCCUUCUCGGCCCUGUACGAGGUGCUGGAGAACACGUGGUUCUUUGGCACCGACUGGUGCGACAUCUGGCGCUCCCUGGACGUCCUCUUCAGCACCGCCUCGAUCCUGAAUCUGUGCGUGAUAUCGCUCGACCGCUACUGGGCCAUCACCGAUCCCUUCAGCUAUCCCAUGCGGAUGACUGUGAAGCGAGCCGCCGGCCUGAUAGCCGCCGUCUGGAUCUGCUCGAGUGCCAUCAGCUUUCCGGCCAUCGUCUGGUGGCGGGCGGCGCGUGACGGCGAGAUGCCCGCCUACAAGUGCACCUUCACCGAGCACCUGGGCUACUUGGUCUUCUCCUCGACGAUCUCCUUCUACCUGCCGCUGCUGGUGAUGGUCUUCACCUACUGCCGGAUCUACCGGGCGGCGGUGAUUCAGACGCGCUCCCUCAAGAUCGGCACCAAGCAGGUGCUGAUGGCCUCCGGGGAGCUGCAGCUCACGUUGCGCAUCCAUCGCGGCGGCACCACCAGGGAUCAGGCCAACCAGGUGUCGGGUGGGGGCGGCGGUGGUGGUGGCGGUGGCGGUGGCGGAGGCGGAUCCCUGAGCCACUCGCACUCGCAUUCGCACCACCAUCACCACAACCAUGGCGGUGGCACCACCACAUCCACGCCCGAGGAGCCCGACGACGAGCCGCUAUCGGCGCUGCACAACAACGGACUGGCCCGCCACCGGCACAUGGGCAAGAACUUCUCGCUCUCCCGGAAGCUGGCCAAGUUCGCCAAGGAGAAGAAGGCGGCCAAGACGCUGGGCAUCGUGAUGGGCGUGUUCAUCGUGUGCUGGCUGCCGUUCUUCGUGGUCAACCUGUUGUCCGGAUUCUGCAUGGAGUGCAUCGAGCACGAGGAGAUUGUGUCGGCGAUUGUCACCUGGCUGGGCUGGAUCAACUCGUGCAUGAAUCCCGUCAUUUACGCCUGCUGGAGCAGGGACUUUCGCAGGGCCUUUGUGCGUCUGCUGUGCAUGUGCUGUCCCCGCAAGAUCCGCCGGAAGUAUCAGCCCACAAUGCGGUCCAAGUCGCAGUGCCACGUGGCCGCUGCAAUGGUGGCAGCCUCGACCUCCUUCGGCUACCACUCGGUGAACCAGCUGGACCGCACGCUCAUGUGACGUCAGCUGAGCAGUUGCAGCACCUGCAGCGGUGGCAGCAACUGCGGCGGCGGCGGCGGCGGAGGCGCCAACGUCGGCGGAGUGGGAGGCGGCUCCCGCAGUGGCCAUCACCACCAUCACUCCUCGGGCACGGCCACGCCCUCCUCCUCGCAGCGAUCGUGCACCCGCUGCCAGAGCUUCCAUCGUCACCACCACCGGGACCGGCGCCGCAGCUCCGGGAUGAAGCAUCGCGGGGACUUCAACUCCACGUCGGCGGUGAACAGUGCGGCCAAGACGAUAGUGACGAUCACCGCACCGCCGGCGGCAGCGGCCUCUGCCAGCUCGUUGCACCUGGGCGGCGGUGCACGGCCCUCGUCGGUCUCCACUUUGACCAUAGCCUCGGUGCCGGCCACUCUGCUGCUGGAGCCGGCUCUCGGCCUCGGAGGCGGGGGCGGGGGGUCGGUGAGUGCGGCCAACACACCUGUGGCACCCAGCCUGAAGCACUCCAGCCUGGCGCUGACGCCGGGCAGCAUGGGGCCGUCGAACUCCUCGGGUCACCACGUAUCCUUCAUGCCCAUGGCGGGCAUGAGGCGUCUGCGCAGCUCCAACUCCUCGCUGAGCUCGCCCACGACCCCAGCUCUUGGCGGUGUGGACACCAUCUCGGCCAUCUCGCUCACUGAUGCCGCCGAGGAGCACCGCGAGCACCACCACCACCACCACAGAGUCCUGGAGCAGCGCCAGAGUGUGCAGAGCCAGAUCACGACACUGGGCGAUGUGGACGAUGAAGGGGACAGCGACAGUGACAGUGAGAGCAUCGGACUGGCCCUGGUGCAGACGACACCGCAACUGGAAUGCCGGCCGGAGACGGAGGCGGCCUCCAGUUCCUCCAGCUCCUCGGUCAAGUAAACUCAGCCAGAGAGCCAGAGCCACGGAAUUUGAUUGGGACCCCAGUCAGCAGCAUACUAGCCCUAAGAUCUCUCCAUUGAUGUGUGUAUAUACUCGUACUAUAGCGAUCUAGCCUUCGCCUAGUCUCUCAUUAGCUUAUCGAUUGGUGAUAGAACA